Hevea brasiliensis (rubber tree) is the source of this 972-nucleotide messenger RNA. RefSeq names its product protein TIC 20-II, chloroplastic. The record is from RefSeq and is a predicted model, not a curated record. Bases 1 to 630 code for a protein of 209 amino acids. Lineage: Eukaryota; Viridiplantae; Streptophyta; Magnoliopsida; Malpighiales; Euphorbiaceae. The transcript has a single exon.
AUGGCUUCCGUUUCUUUUCUUCGGCUUUCCCCGAUUACCUCUCCCAAAACCCUAGCCAAACCCUAUCCUUUUUCUUCCUUUGCCCCUCCUUUACUUGUCUUUCUCAAAUCACCUCCUCUGACCGUUCCCUCACUAAAGCCCACCACCACACGUAUGUCUUACAAUCCCACUCCAGCCACUGAACGCUUAAUCUCAGCCGUUGCUUACACUCUUCCUUUCUUCAAUUCUCUCCAAUAUGGCCGCUUCCUUUUCGCUCAAUACCCAUCUCUGGGUCUUCUUUUUGACCCCCUUAUCCCUCUCUUAAACCUCUAUAGAUCAAUUCCAUAUGCUAGUUUUGUGGCUUUUUUCGCUCUUUAUUUGGGUGUUGUUAGAAACCCAAGCUUUAGCCAGUAUGUCAGGUUCAAUUCAAUGCAAGCUGUCACUUUAGAUGUGCUUUUGGUGGUGCCCUUGCUUUUGGCCCGAAUCUUCAAUCCAGGUCGGAGCGGAUUAGGGUUUAAGCUCAUGGUUUGGGGCCACAAUGCUGUGUUUUUGUUCAGUUGUUUCUGCUUUGUUUAUGGGUUAGUGAGUUGUGUUCUGGGUAAGACUCCUUAUUUGCCAUUUGUUGGUGAAGCUGCUGGUAGGCAAGUCUAGACUGAACCCUUGCUCUUUUCUGGUUUCUUUUCCUGGUAAAACAUGGUUGAAGCACGAGGUCAACGUUUGAAGCUCGAGGCAAGUGUAGGGUGCAAGUGUAUUAAGGCUGGGUGGGGGAGAGUUUCGUAGUGGGAGUGUUCUUCUGGGGCUUUUACUUGCAAGUAACUGAGUUAUUAUAGAACUUUAUCUGUUCCCAUAGGGAUUGUUUGCAAGUGUUUUAUCUUUUAAUCCUGUUGCUUUCAUUUAAAAAUAAUAAUUUUGGCUAUUCAUUUAGCAGGAUUUAUAGAUGAACAAUCUGAUGUGAUUUCAGAAGUAUUUAUUUCUUUUGGUUAAUUUGUCUCA